AUGGGUAGACUUACUAGCAUCAUUGGUCAAAGCUUAUUGAUCAGUGUAGCAAUUCUACUGGCCAUCUCAACCUUAGUCAAGGCCCACUCUCCUCUUUUGGAUCCUCCUCAUAUUAAUCCACCUGACUGCGCAACCCCGGCUUUCUAUAGUUCUCUUGCUAGACCUCUUGUCUGGUCAUGUCUUGGCCUCACUGUUCUUUUGUGUGGUAGUCGAUGGCUUGUGAAAAUGCGUUCAGCAAUUGAUGGUUCGUACGAAAAGAAUUAUUGGAAUCCUUCUACAGACACCAUGCCCUGUCGGUUUGAAAUGCCUCGAAUCCAACGCAUGUCAACCCGUCUGGAUCCAACUCCACCUAUAACACCAUCAACAUCAACUUCGUCUGCAGUCGAUUCUUUGAUCGAACCAGAGAAGAAAGAGAUAGUCUCAGAAAAGAAGAAGAAGAAGAAGAAGAAACCUACACAUCACAACAACCACCACAAUCAAAACCCAGAUAAACAAAUCGACACUCGAAAUACAUCAUCAUCACUACAAACCAUACAACAACCACAAUCAACAUCUUUAUCAAUAUCAAUAUCAUCAUCAUUAUCAUCAUCAUCAUCAUCACCAUCAUCAAUCUUAUUAUCAUCAACAUUAAAGUCAAAAGAAACAAAGACACCAUUACAAACACCAGAUGCCGUACCACAACCUAUGGCCGCCAUAAACACUACCGUUAUUAAACCCCAACCCGAGCACAAACCACUCAAGGAACCACAAGCCGUGACACAUCAACGCAAGACACCUCGGAACAAGUCAAAAUACUCAAAGCAUACUUUGAACUGCGAACCUUUAAUGCCAUCGAUUCACACCAACCCAUACUCGUCACCCUCAUCACCCUCAUCACCCUCGACCUCGACCUCGACCUUAGACUUGACAGAAACUCUUCCAAUGACAACAUUACCUGAUACUCCUCUUCCUUUACUUAAACCACGACAACUGCAGAAACUGCAACCACGACAACCGCAACCACAACCACCUUUACAACCAGCCAUUAUCCCACCCACCCAUCAACCAAUCCAGCGCCAAAACUGGUACUCUCCCUUUUCCACUGGACUUGAGAUCAAUAUUGCUGCUCGUCCAGGCCCCAGUCGUGACUACAAGCUCUUUGAAGACACCCUUAUAGGUUCUGAUCCGCUCUCAUAUCGAACUACUCCCAUUGGCAGACCACCUCACCUGACCCCAGGAUGGCGACCUUGGUCUAGCAACACUACCAAUCACACAGACCCAUCUCCACCUCAUUUUUCAUUAUUUGACAGAAAAUUGUCUUUUCAUACACAGCAUUAA
Messenger RNA from Phycomyces blakesleeanus NRRL 1555(-), 1317 nucleotides. RefSeq lists its product as hypothetical. The transcript is spliced from 2 exons. NCBI's taxonomy places the organism in Eukaryota, Fungi, Mucoromycota, Mucoromycetes, Mucorales, Phycomycetaceae. The record is from RefSeq and is a predicted model, not a curated record. The coding region runs from base 1 to 1317 and encodes 438 amino acids.